AUGGAGACAGAUGCUUCUGAGGCUGAUCACGGAACAUUUACAUAUCAGUUAACUGAUGGAGUAAACUUGGCUGACCUGCCACAGGAACUUAAAGCGCGUAUAUUUCGUCAUCUGACUGCUACAGAUCUCUGUCGUGUGGCAUUAUGUAAUCGAAUCUUGAGAGAAACGGCUAAUGACGAUGAUCUGUGGCACCGUCUUUGUCAAAAGCAAGGAUGGGAGCGCUACGGUACAAUUUCCGAUCUUUGCAAAGAACCUCCAUUUAAACCAACGUCAAAGGAGCACAAGACGGGCGAAGGGGGCGCGCCUACGUUCCCGGUCGAUGCUGUUGUGACCGGUUCAGACUGGCCUGGACUGGUGGAUACAUGUAAAUGGAAGGAAGUCUACAUGAAAGCGAGGCACCUGGAAGAAAACUGGAGGAACGAGCGCUUCUACACCACGUUAUUUGAUUUAAGCUUAACCAACGACAAAGAAAGCGUUUCUUCGUCUAAUAGUGAUAACUAUGCUUACCUUCAAUUGAUACUUAAUAUCGCUGUGGAAGGUGACUGUCUUGUUGCCGGUUCCUGGCACAGGACCUUAGAAGUGUGGGAUAUGUGCAGCAAGACACGCCAGCACCUCAUUCAACUCGAUAUCAGUGAAGCUUCAGAAGCCCUGAAGAUGAAGGAUGGCAUCGUAGCUGCGGGUUGUAAGGACGGUAAGAUUCGUACCUUCUCCGCCCAGACUGGAGAACAGCUGCAAGUCAUGUCAGGGCAUCGUCUUGCCGUGUCUCAACUCUUCUUCGAUGGAGAGACAAUCGUUAGUGUUGCUCAAAAGCAGCCUUCAUUAUGGGGUUAUGAUGAUAGCGUGGACGCAGACAGCGACGUAUGGGUCUCGAGUGCAGCAAACGGUGCCUAUCGCUAUGUCUUACAGAGUGGCCACGAAGCGACAAGACUGCUUCACCUCGACUACAAGGACAAGAUCGUAGCUGGUGCGUACAGCGACAACAUAAUUCGCAUAUGGGAUGCACGCAGUGGUUCUUGCUUGGAGGAUAUUGCUUCUGGCAUGAACAAAUUGACUUCCUGCCAUUUAGGGGAAAGUAUUGUCAUCGGCGCAUCCAAAGAUUUCAUCGUGAAGAUUUGGGACCUGCAGUAUUGGAAAUGCAUCAAGACAUUUGAUGUACCUCUUCAUCAAGGGAUACAAUUAUCUUCUCCCUAUGAACAAGCAAAGUACAUGUAUAGUGAUGGGUUGCUCAUUGCAGUUACAUUACAUAAUGGGCUUUACAUUUUGAAUCUGAAUGGUGAACGACUCUUGAUUGAUGGUCGUGGUACAGUGCAACCUCUCUCCCUCAAGGGCAAUAAGCUGCUUACAUGGAGCAGUGAAGACGGAUGGUACGGCGGACUGUGGCUUUUCUACCCAAUGAAAAGCGCGGAUGGUAAGGCACAAGGCAGUUCCAAGACAGUACAAUACGUUGGGCAAACGCACGUCGCAUGUGCUUGGAUGAGCGAUACCAAAAUGGUCUAUCAGGGCCUGUAUGGCUUCCCUACGUAUGUUUCCGUCCGUCACUACUGGUGA
Patiria miniata (bat star) is the source of this 1548-nucleotide messenger RNA. RefSeq names its product probable E3 ubiquitin ligase complex SCF subunit sconB. The transcript has a single exon. Gene Ontology annotation, molecular function: protein binding. Bases 1 to 1548 code for a protein of 515 amino acids. NCBI's taxonomy places the organism in Eukaryota, Metazoa, Echinodermata, Asteroidea, Valvatida, Asterinidae. The record is from RefSeq and is a predicted model, not a curated record.